UAUAUUUAUUUAUUUAUUUAUCUAUCUCAUCUUUGUUUCAGAUUAACAUUUAUUAUUUAAAUAAUAAAAUAAAUGUAAACAUAAUUUUUCUCAAUAAAUUGUAAAUUUAUUAAUGGCUUCCUUAAUAUGCCACUUAAAAUACAAUGUUAAACUUUACAACCUUCAGAAAAAAAUGGAAGAAUCUAUAAUUUAUAGUGAGAUCCUUUUAAAAUGAAAAUAAAACAUAAAUCAUGGCAACUAAUAGAGGAAUAAUCUUAGCUGUAUAUACAUACUAUGACUACGUUUCGGUAUUUAUUGCCAGUAUUGAAAAUCUAGAGUUCAUGUUAUAUAUACCAUAGAUUUUCAGUAUCAGUAAUAAAUAUUGGAACACAGACUAUGAAAACUACAUACAUGGGAAAUUCAAAUCCUAAAAAUACUAUCCAAAAUAGAAAAAUACACUCGAUCUAAUAGCUCAACAGUGUUUACCGCUUAAAAAUCAUUAUACUUAUUUAUAUACAGUAUUUUAUAAUUCAUCCUCUUUUUAUUUGAGGAUUCCUCAUCGAGAAUAUACGUCUCGUCCCAUUUGGUGGUCAGAGGCUACCGAACGUUAUGAAUUAUUCCGCAUAACAUUCCUCUUAUGUUCAGUCCAUUUUGUUUUUAAUCAUUGAUGAGGCUGACCCGUAUAAUGAUGAGUAAUAUCACUGCAAUUACAUCAAUCAGCAACAUAAUUUUCUGUCUCUUUUAAGUAUUAUAUUAUAAAAUAAGAAUAAUUUAUAUUUUGUUAUAUAUAAAAAUUUAUGAGAAUUCUUCCAUCAUGAAUAUGUAUGCAAAAUUUUACACUAAUCAGUUUACACUAGACCAAAUUAUUCCCUUAAAGAUCUGUUUUUCUCAGAGAAGAACAGGGAAAUAACUGGUAAUUGUGAAAUGGGGAGAUAUAAUAGACUCAGUUUGUGAUCUUCCAGGAGGGUGGAGGGCCAUCCUCUCUUUAUCUUCUUUUUCUUCUCUUUUUUCUUCCUUUUCCCUCCUCUUCCAUUCUCUUCAUUAUUAUUAUCAGUCUUAUAAUUAUCAUUAUAAACAAUAUAUUUUACUAUGUUUACUUUAUGUGACAAGAUAAAAUUACCUACUUGCUAUUUACUGUAAUAUUGUAAUAAGUUUAUUAAUACUAAUAAUCUUUUAUUGUUUUUAGUUAUGUCCUGUAGGAUCUACAGUAAGAAUAAUAUCGCCAGGAAUGUUAAGUACUGUGGAAAGGCAAAACCAAUCACAAUCGCAACAAUUAACACAACAAGUCAGUAUGCCCGCCACGUAUCAUGUACCAAGAGGACCCGCAGCAGUUGCUAAUAUCUCUGCACCCAGAUCAACAGUUGCUACUCCUAUCGUCAGAGCGAAUACGGGACAGACUGUGCCUACUACCAGAUCAUGUAAUACAACAAUCUCUAAUCCUCAAUGGCAACCGAAAACAACAUCCGUCGUAUACGCGCAACCACAAAGACAUCCUACACCCCCGAUGAAUAGAGUGUCCAGACCAUCGUCUGUAUACACAGGACAACAGCCACGAUUAAUUACACCAAAUAGUCAAGGCAGAUCUGUUCAAGCCACUAUUACUGGUAGUCCGUCCAGAUUAAUAACACCUAUUCUGCAAACAAAUAAUAGCAUUACUACCAGACUUCCACUUGCACAAAGUAGACCAUUGACGCCCCAAGUGGUAACGGUGACACAGACUUCGCAACCUGGAAGAUCGUCGACACAAACCAUUCAGCCAACCAGUCAAUCCAGCAGACCUCUAACUACGACAGGCGCUACAAAACGUGUAGCUGUACCUGCUCCUGUUGUAGAAACAGCAAACAGAAUAAGUGGUACGUCUGCAGUUACUGUUGAACCCACUGUAGGUCGACAGUUGUCAAUUAACACAGUAGCCGGACCGUCAACCGGCACCGUUAGUCACAUCGUUAUUCCUUCACAGCAGGUUCAACAGCAACAAGGUGCACCACGUGUUGUUCAAACUGUCACAUCCUUGUCGAAUCUCAACACAAUGUCGCAAGUGAUUACUACAACUACGAACACGUCGAACACGACGCGUAUAUUGCAAACGGUCCCAACUACAGUUGCAAGAAUCACGAGUAUGUCUUUGCAUCCUUUGCCACUGGUACCGGUGAGGGCCACAACGGCACCCAUCAAGGCUGCACAGUCCCAAAAUAUUGGACAAACUGUACAGAUCAAGUCGCCGCAACAAGCUAGCUUACGUGUGUCGGCUGCUGGUACAAACAACAGCACGGUUACCACUAGUGCUCAACCAAUUCAGGGACAAUACAUACAUCCACCACAUACUACUACAUACUACUCUUUUGAGAGCUACCACUCACCAUAUCGGCAGACUCCAGUACAACCAGUAAGGUUAUUAGUUGAACCGGGUUAUGAGGAACCACAUAGUAAACCUAACGCAUCUCCCAGACCAAGUAUCCUGAGAAAAAGAGAUCAUGAUAAUUCACCAGUCAAAGGUGCAGCAAAAAAUUUAGUUCCUCUACUAGCAUCAUUACCAUCAAGUAGAUCGACUUCCAGUCCACCAUGUUCACCAAGAGCAGAUCAGGAUGGUGGGGGUUGUGCAAGUUCAGGAUCUACAACUGUGUCCGCGACGUCCUCACCGGGUCUUGAUGAAGAACCGGAACUAUCUAGGAUCACCAUUAAUCCCACUGGAGAAAUGUCACCGAGGAAAAAACCUCGUAAACAACAACUUACAGGCGUGGAAUUAACUGAAUCUAGGUGUACAGAAGUAGUAAUGGAAUUUUUCACAGAAGAUAAGGCAAGGAAAGAAAUAAAAGAAGAAUCAAAAGAAAAAUCGCCUGAUAAGAGACACGCUUCUAAUGUACACAGAGAUAUAAAAUCACCUAUUCAGCAAACAGAACUUACAGUACGAUUACGGCCUAUGCCAAGUUUAUUAGGAGCUUCCUGGAAAGAUAAGUGGGGAGAUAGUAGACUACACCAUUACAGAAGACCGAGUGAUGUUCGACCACGUGAAGAGAGAAGACCUACUGUUGCUGAAUUGGCACAACAGAAGCAUGUAUUACAAAAACUUAAUGGAUGGAAAGUUUUUCAUCUCUCCUCGCAGAUGGAAGAGUUUGCAGAGCUUGAGAAACAAGUACACGAAAAAUUAAAAAUGACGCUAAUGCUGCUUGAGUCGCAGCAAGCUUCUAAAAAUAGACACAUUGAUGGACUCGAGCGUGUGAAUGACUUGAUUAAAGGAAAUUUACAACGCAGUACUUUAGUCAGCGAAGGCAUGAAUGAAGCACGCUUGCAGCUUGGUGGUAUAUUUCAACAUAAACAACCUAUCAUUGAAAUUUUACAACGUUGUGGUAAUAAACGAGCUCAGAAAAAAAGGGAUAAGUGAGAGCUAUUGUGCAAAACAAAUAUGUAGAAUGUUUGCAAAAAACAUUUAUUAAUACGUUCCAUACUGCGCAGAUGACCUAUAAUCCACGUUGCCAAACUUAUACAUGCGUUUAUAAACUUGUAUGUUUCUUGUAUAUGAUCUUGUAUAUGUUUAUAAGGUGUGUUUUAUAAUACUUACAAAAAUAUAAAAAAUUUGAUUAUUAAGAAAAAAGGGUACAAAAUGUAUUAUAAAGCAAAAUAUAAAUAUUUUUUAUUUUUAAAUAAUUUAAAUAACGCGCGUGGAAUGUAAAAUUAACGCAGUAUGGAACGUGUUAAAAGAAAAUUAAUAAGGAAGACUUUAUUUUUAUCUGUGUCACAGAAUCUAUAUAAGAAUAAAUAAAUGGUUUUAUAAGUCUCAAAAUACAAUUGUUAGUGAUAUAUUUACAAUUUUAUUAUACAAAUCUAUAAUUUUUUAUUUUUAUAUAGUGCUUCUUAUUUGCUCUUUAUAUAAAACUCUUUCUACUUUAA
This is a messenger RNA of Odontomachus brunneus, 3867 nucleotides long. It is a transcript of the gene Sap130, whose product is annotated as histone deacetylase complex subunit SAP130-A. Gene Ontology annotation, cellular component: Sin3-type complex. The record is from RefSeq and is a predicted model, not a curated record. The coding region runs from base 1208 to 3361 and encodes 717 amino acids. Gene Ontology annotation, biological process: negative regulation of transcription by RNA polymerase II. NCBI's taxonomy places the organism in Eukaryota, Metazoa, Arthropoda, Insecta, Hymenoptera, Formicidae. The transcript has 9 exons.